This is a messenger RNA of Dovyalis caffra, 1935 nucleotides long. The record is from the annotation of a GenBank genome assembly. NCBI's taxonomy places the organism in Eukaryota, Viridiplantae, Streptophyta, Magnoliopsida, Malpighiales, Salicaceae.
AUGUCAACUGCUGCUUUCCAAAAAGAAAUUGGAAAUUUGUAUGAUCUUGUUUCACUGAUUGUUUUUGGAUCUGCAAUUCCAGGCAGUCCUGUCCUUGGAUACUUGGCUGCCGGCAUCUUGAUUGGCCCUUAUGGUCUCUCGAUCAUCCGUCAUGUGCAUGGUACAAAGGCGAUUGCUGAAUUUGGAGUUGUUUUCUUGCUAUUCAAUAUUGGCCUUGAGCUCUCUGUUGAAAGGCUUAGUUCCAUGAAGAAAUAUGUUUUUGGAUUAGGCUCUGCUCAGGUCUUGGUGACAGCAGUGGUUGUUGGCUUGGUCGCACAUUUUGUUUCUGGGCUGCCUGGUCCUGCUGCAAUUGUCAUUGGAAAUGGCCUUGCACUAUCUUCUACUGCUGUUGUUCUACAGGUGUUGCAGGAGCGAGGCGAGAGCACUUCGCGCCAUGGCCGUGCUACUUUCUCUGUCCUACUAUUCCAGGAUUUGGCUGUUGUGGUGUUGCUAAUACUCAUACCCCUUAUUUCACCAAAUUCAUCCAAAGGAGGGGUUGGUUUUCAAGCAAUCGCUGAAGCUCUUGGGAUGGCUGCUGUUAAGGCAGCAGUUGCCAUCACUGUGAUAAUUGCGGGUGGAAGAUUGCUGCUUCGGCCAAUUUAUAAACAAAUUGCAGAAAAUCAAAAUGCAGAGAUAUUCUCAGCCAAUACACUUCUUGUUAUUCUGGGGACCAGUCUCCUUACAGCCAGGGCUGGACUUUCCAUGGCACUGGGGGCAUUUCUGGCUGGUUUGCUUCUUGCAGAAACCGAAUUUUCCUUGCAGGUUGAAUCAGAUAUCGCUCCAUAUCGUGGGCUUCUAUUGGGUCUUUUUUUCAUGACGGUUGGAAUGUCUAUUGACCCAAAACUUCUGAUUUCAAAUUUUCCUGUCAUUAUGGGAUCAUUAGGACUUUUAAUUGGCGGCAAGACUGCUUUGGUUGCUUUAGUUGGCAGGGUUUUUGGUGUUUCAAUUAUAUCUGCAAUAAGGGUUGGUCUUCUUCUUGCUCCGGGUGGAGAAUUUGCGUUUGUAGCAUUUGGUGAAGCUGUGAAUCAGGGUAUAAUGUCUCCUCAGUUAUCGUCUUUAUUGUUUCUUGUGGUGGGGAUUUCAAUGGCCAUGACACCAUGGCUAGCUGCUGGUGGCCAGUUAAUAGCCUCUCGCUUUGAGCAGCAUGAUGUUCGUAGUUUGUUACCAGUUGAGAGUGAGACAGAUGAUUUGCAGGAUCAUAUUAUUAUCUGUGGAUUUGGACGUGUUGGCCAGGUUGAUACAUGUCUUAUUAAUUUUGUUGCGUUCGUUAAAAUGGCCAAUACUGCAAAGUUUUCUAGUUUUAAUGUAGAUGUUCAUGACAUUCAUUUGGUUUGCCAGAUUAUCGCGCAACUUCUCUCAGAACGAUUAAUUCCAUUUGUUGCUCUUGAUGUGAGGAGUGAUAGAGUGGCAGCAGGCCGUGCCCUGGAUCUUCCUGUGUAUUUUGGAGAUGCUGGUAGUCGAGAGGUCCUCCAUAAAAUCGGUGCUGAAAGAGCAUGUGCUGCAGCAAUAACUCUGGAUACACCUGGUGCAAAUUAUAGAACCGUCUGGGCUUUGAGCAAGUACUUUCCCAAUGUGAAGACUUUUGUCCGUGCUCACGAUGUUGAUCAUGGACUUAAUUUGGAAAAGGCUGGGGCUACAGCUGUUGUCCCUGAGACAUUGGAACCCAGUCUACAGUUGGCAGCUGCUGUUCUUGCACAGGCUAAACUGCCCACGUCAGAGAUUGCAGCCACCAUCAACGAAUUUAGAUCUCGCCAUUUGUCUGAGCUUACUGAGCUAUGUGAAACUAGUGGAAGUUCUCUUGGAUAUGGAUUUUCUAGUGUCAUGACCAAACCCAAAACUCAGUCCUUGGAUUCUUCAGACGAAAACCAAAUCAGUGAAGGAACAUUAGCAAUAUGA